UUGCCGCAGAGCCGCGGUGCAGGAGCUCCGUUGCAUGGGCGCCUGGGCUGCAGCCGCUGCUUUGGUGCAGGAGCCCCGGACCGGACAGGACGGACACCAUGUGGAGAGGGCCAUUCUGAGCCGCGGUGCAGGAGCUCCGUUGCAUGAGCGCCUUUGCUGCAGCCGCUGCAGCACGCCGCUCCCGUGCAGGGGCCCCGGGACGGUCGGAGAGCCAGCAUGUGGAGAGGGGUCCUGGCCCUCUCAGCCUCUCCUGGCACCGAAGCCGCCCCCCGGCCCGCCGUGGAUACCAGUGUGUGCCCCCACAGCCCCCGCCAGGCAGAGGAAGACGGCCGGCCGUUAUGCCCAGCGCAGCCCCGGCCGGCGGGCACCUGGCCGGGCUCCGCUGCGGGCGAAGCGAGGAAGGACCCACCGGCGGAGGCCGGGCGAGAGGGGGGCUGCCCCGCCGACCCCCUGGGCGUCUCCCGCCUGCGCAGCUCCUCCGUGGAGAUCCGCGAGAAGGGCUCUGAGUUCUUGAAAGAAGAGUUACACAGGGCUCAGAAGGAGCUGAAGCUGAAGGAUGAAGAGUGUGAGCGAUUGUCAAAGGUCCGAGAGCAGCUGGAGCAGGAGCUGGAAGAACUGACAGCCAGUCUUUUUGAGGAAGCCCACAAAAUGGUGCGAGAGGCCAACACCAAACAGGCCGCGUCUGAGAAGCAGCUGAUGGAAGCUCGCGGGAAGAUCGACAUGCUCCAGGCCGAGGUGACGGCCCUGAAGACCCUGGUCAUCACGUCUACCCCGUCCUCUCCCAACCGGGAGCUGCACCCCCAACUCCUGAGCCCCACCAAAGCGGCCUUCCGGAAGGGGCACUCCCGCAACAAGAGCACGAGCAGCGCCGCCCUCUGCCCCGCCGCCUGCCCCACCGGCGGCCACAGCCUCCCCUUCGACCCCGCCAGCCCCGAGUGCACAGAGCCCGGGGUGCCCACCCUCCUCUCCUUGCUUCUCUGCAUCGUCCCAGGCAAGGCCAUCCACAUCACUUAUGAGCCAGCUUGGCCAUUGCUUCCCAGGGAGCCCUCCUCCUCAUGUUCCUUUUCCCGUUCCUCUUCCUCCUCUUCCCGGCAGAUGGACUCGAACCUAUUCGCCGAAUUCCAGGCCUGGAAGGAGAGCCCCACCCUAGAUAAAGCCUGCCCCUUCCUGGAGAGGAUUUAUCGCGAGGAUGUGGGCCCCUGCCUGGAUUUCAGCAAGCGCGAGCUUUCGGAGCUGGUCCGGGCGGCCGUGGAAGAGAACACGCUCACCGUCGAGCCGGUGGCUUCCCAGACGCUUCCUGUGGUCAAGGUGGCAGCUCUCGAAUGCGGCGGGCCCAAUGGGCUGCGGGCACAGGUGGUGACGAAAUGUGCCCUGAGUGGCCUGCCUCGGGCCUGCAGGCACCGGAUCAAGCUGGGAGACUCUGGCAACUACUACUACAUUUCGCCGUCCUGCCGGGCCAGGAUCACCGCCGUCUGCAACUUCUUCACCUACGCGCGCUACAUCCAGCAGGGCCUGGUGCGGCAGGACGCGGAGCUGAUGUUCUGGCAGAUCAUGCGGCUACGGAAGGAAAUGUCCCUCGCGAAGCUCGGCUUCUACCCCAGCGAGGCCUAGAGUGGCGUGACGGAGCCCGGGCUGGUGGCGGAGAUGCCCGGGAGAGAACGGGGGCUGCUCCAAGUGCCAAGCGUGCCAACCAAGCCAAGCCUCGAGGGGCAUCCCCCCGCACGGACCCUGGAGUUCUCCGUCAGGGCCGAGAGGGCUGCACAGUGACCCAGAGGAAGAUUUUCUCUCUCUUUCUGUCUCUCUCUGCUCUGCAUCACAACCUGGAGAACUUUUGGAAGGACUAGCUCUGCCUCCUGUGCACGGCCUCUCUCCAGGGUCCGAGGGGGGCCAAAGCUGCCAGCUCUGGGCAGCCCCGUCCGGAGAGAUGCGACGCUGCCCACGGAACCUCCUGCUAUGCUUCCAGACUCAGAUGUCGCCUGGUGCCCUCCACCCCAGCUACAGCCCCCGCUGGCCCGCACCCGCCCACCUUCUCCGGCCCCCAGAACAGGAAAGGCCGGACGGCCGUGUGGGCAGAGCCCAUCCGAACGGUGCCGCCCUUUCCCGAGCAGCUCCAUCCCCUGACAGCAAGAAUGACAUCAGGAAUGCCCUUAGUAGCCGCUGGAGCCCGUGGAGCCAGGGGAGGAGAUGACCUGGGCUCGAACCCCGGUCCAGCAGCCAUCUUGCUCGUGUCUUCCCCCAAAGAUGGAAUCACCGCCCGCCCCAAUCACCCUCCUCCAGGAGGUAGCAUCUGCCCACACUGGGUGGGUGAAUCACAGCUCAGGCUCUGGCCGGGGCCUCCCCAGGCCUGGGGUGUCAAGGCCUGGGGGCUGUGAUGGGGGCCGAACCUCCUCCAGGACACAAGCAAAUGAAGGUAGUUACCACUCCCACAACCCGAGGGGAGUCGGGAGAGGCCUUGGGCUUUGGGAAAGGCUCUCUGUUCUCUUCCUCUCCCUCCCCCUGCUUCACCAUGACGGUGCCACUUGCUGCUAUCUUACUGGAUUCAGGGCUCUCCUCUCUGAGCAGGGCAGGGACUCAACCUGUCCUCCCUGCCCUCGAAGCCUCAGUUUCCCCACAAUUGGCUUUUCUCUGCCUGGGCUCUUGAGGCCCAGCCGGGUUGUGCGGGUGUCCCCGAGCGGCCCUGCGGCCGGACAAAGCCCCUCUGUCUCCCUGCAGGCCUUGGAGUUGGCCGAAGCAAGGACUACCUCCGCACUUAGCCCUUUGGGCAGCUGCUCUGUGAGUGGGACUUUGGAGCGAGACCUUCCCGGCCACUGGGAAGCUGAGGGAGCAUCAAAUGGGGCCUGGGUCAAGUUCAUUUUGGUCCGGGGCGGGCGAGUGGACGGUGGCCCCCAUCACUGUCCCGCCCGGAGCCCCAGGCUGAUGAGGCCCUCCCUGAGCCCGGGGUGUAUUUGAUGGGAUACCCCGGUUCUGGCAUGGCAUCGCAGGGGUGGGAGGAGCCUGGCCCGCUUCCCGCACCCAGCCUGCGGCCCCUGGCUCCCACUUCCUGCCCUUCCCCUUCCCCCUUUCUCCUCCCGAGGUUGAGGGGGGCCCGGGCACAGAGGGCGGGGCUUCCCCAGGAGUGCUCCAGCCACGAGAGGGAGGAUGGCUGGGGAGUCCAGGAAUGUGGUCCAGUGACUUGGAGGCCAUCCCGGGAAAACGGAGGGCCUCUUCCACAAAAGGAAACACGCUCGCCUCUUCUGGGGGGAACCAAAUAAGGAAGCGGGGCAGCGGAGGGCAGGGGGCGGGAAAGCAGAGCAGCCCCAGCUCCGUCACCCUGAUGACCGAGGGCGGGGGGCUCCGGCUCCUGCUACGUCCCCGUCCCGUGCCUCGUCCUGGGGUUUCAGCCCUGGGAUUUGUUACAGUCAGAAGGACGGGGCAGGGGCCCCUUCCUCUCCCUAAGAUACUUAGAAGGAAGCAGUCCUGGGGCUUCUGAGCUAAAGUUGGACUGGAGGUCCCAAGAGCUCCCCAGAGCCUCCGGCGGAGGCUCAACCGAUUUGGGGUGGCCGGGGACAGCUACACAUCGCUGCAUUACCCGCUAGUAUUUUCUUCUUUUAAUAAAAUGUAACACGAGCUCUAUUUAAUAAAUGAAGACUAUUGUUAA
Messenger RNA from Tachyglossus aculeatus (Australian echidna), 3637 nucleotides. It is a transcript of the gene RAB3IL1, whose product is annotated as RAB3A interacting protein like 1. Lineage: Eukaryota; Metazoa; Chordata; Mammalia; Monotremata; Tachyglossidae. Gene Ontology annotation, molecular function: guanyl-nucleotide exchange factor activity. Gene Ontology annotation, cellular component: Golgi to plasma membrane transport vesicle. The transcript has 13 exons. The coding region runs from base 217 to 1611 and encodes 464 amino acids. Gene Ontology annotation, biological process: exocytosis. The record is from RefSeq and is a predicted model, not a curated record.